AUGGCGCGUGCUGAGAUAGUGACUGUAGCGCUGUUUUUCGUGCUACGAGCCGGUGCGCCUGCGCGUUUCCCCGAGUUAUUGCCGGCGCAGAGCUGGUGGUUCGGGGCGGGGCGAGGUGAGGACGAAGCCGAGCCACGAGAGACGGAGAGCACGGACGUGCAAGUAGUGUAUUUGCCAGCCCUGCUGCCCCGCGAGGCACAGUCUGCGGCGGACAAGCUGCAAGAUGAGAUACCUCUUCCAUACAGUUUUGAUGCUUUUGGACGAAGUUUUGAACUUCAGCUGGUGCCAAACAGGCGGCUGGUAUCACCACAGUUCCGCGUUUGGUCUGACGAGGGACAAGAAGAGCCACUAUCCACAGUCGAUGCUACCUGCCAUUUCUUACAUUCCGGGCCUGGAGCGGUUGCUGCGUUUUCUGCCUGCAAGGAUCACACUCUUCAUGGAUUAAUUGUAGUAGACAAUUCAACAUAUGAAGUACGGCCAUUGCCGUGGAGUACGGGUCGGGCGGAAAAUGGCGGAGACCGCACGGCACACGUGAUAAGGCGGGCGCCACCACCGCCCGCACCGUUCGACGAUGCGCGCCCACUGCGACCGCGGCCCCGACCGCGCCGCCCUCGCCUCCAGCCACAUGUCAAACCGGGCCCAGCCAGCUACACCAUAGAAAUAGCUCUGUUCUUGGAUGAAGCCGCCUACAAAAUAUUUUACCCCUUUCUGAACUACAAUGAGGCUGAUAUACGUGACAUGUUGUUGGCAUAUAUAAAUGGUGUGCAAGCAUUAUAUCAGCACUCAUCUCUUGGUACACACAUCCAAUUAUCAUUAGUGAGGUUGACAUUACUGCGUAGUCAACCACCAGAGUUGCCAGCGCAUGCUGAGAGAGGACGUCUGCUUGACUCGUUCUGUGCGUAUCAGCGAUCAUUGAAUGUCGAGGACGAUGAUGACCCCGAACAUUGGGAUAUGGCUUUAUUAUUAUCCGGGCUAGACUUUUACUCGGACGAGGGCGGUCGUCGCAACGGAGUGACAAUGGGCUUGGCACCGGUGGGCGGCGUGUGCCUACUACCGCACGCGUGUGUGGUGGCUGAAUUCGGAGCAGCUGAUGUCCUCGGCCGGCCCUAUCCUUCCGCUGGGUUCACUUCCGUCUACAUCCUCGCCCACGAGAUUGGACACAAUCUGGGUAUGCAUCAUGACGGUUCAGGCAACACUUGCGCCCGUGACGGGUAUAUUAUGUCACCGUCACGCGGCACCAGUGGGGAGGCCACCUGGUCUUCUUGCAGCGCCCGUGUUGCUGCAGACUUACAAUGGGCCACGUGUCUAUUGGAUGGGGGUGAUGAUUUGGAUACUCCAACUGAACUGCAGCAUGAGAGGUUUGGUGGAGCACCUGGUGCUUUAUGGGGUGCUAAGAAGCAAUGCGAGGUGUUUCUACGAGACGUGGACGCUGCACCAUCCCCAUCGGUCAUCUCUAGUGAACACUGCGUGCAGUUAGCGUGUCGUUCGCCUCAUCGUGCCGGUUUUUACUAUGCUGGACCAGCGUUACCCGGUACUCCAUGUGGACCUCGAAUGUGGUGUCAAGGCGGAGAGUGUGUACCAGGCAGCGCGGUAACGACUAGCACUGGGCUGCCUGCAACAUCUGACGGGAGUACAGGUCCUGCGUCCAAUGACGGUGCAGCGAACGUCGGGAACAACUCGGGCUCGGGGGGUUGGAGCGAAUGGCGUGAAGCGGCUUGUCGAUCCGGCUGUACGUCACGUUCUCGAGGGUUCCGGGAACGCCGCCGCUCGUGCUCCUCACAAAUUGAUUGCGAUGGUACUGCAUAUGACGUCGUGUUGUGUGAUGAUUCAAAGGUCUGUGGAAAAAAGACACGUGUGAGUGCGAAUGAGUUGGCGUCCAGGAAAUGUAGCGAGUUUGCUAUGAAGUUGCCGGAACUUGAUCCUCGUGGCGGUGGUCUGCAAGCACCACACGAUCCGACUCGCAUGUGGAUGGGGUGCGCAGUUUUUUGCCGCCGUUCUAUGGGCGGCGGGUUUUACGCGCCGCGUGUAGAGCUCAACGACGCUGGGCUUGACCCAUACUUCCCGGACGGAACGUGGUGCCACCACGACGGCAACCACGACUACUACUGUCUCCAGCAUCAUUGUUUACCAGAGAACUUCAAAAUGACGACGCAAUGGCACAUUUGGGAAUUGCCGAGCGAGGACAUCGGGGGACCGUUCAAUGCGAGGGCGCGGACUGCACCCGAGGACGAUGAAGUUGCGGCUGCAAUACGUUCCUACCUAUCGCUGGACGCGCAGGGUGUACCCCUAGUGCGUUCCGCCUUCCCACCUAACAUCCCUGAAGAAUCUGAACACAACUGGGAAGUUAUCGACUACAUCGACUUACCCACUACACAGAAUGACACGCAAAAAUCAUAAAUAUUAUAACUGAGGAAUAUUUCCCAGAUUAUAUAUAAUUUGCACAGAUGUAUGUACUUAUAUGUUGUACUUUGAGAGUGCGUUAUCUUGCCAAACAAAUACUACAUAAUACGUCCGCAUUAAAAUCUUAAGUUCACAAAGUUAUCACGACAAGUUGAAAUGUUUAUAAAAUUGGACAUGUAUUACAAUUGUAUUAUUAGGAUUUAAUUUUAUUUAUUAAGUAAUUAAUAUAUAAUGCAUUUAAUAUGUUUAAGAAUUGUUGUACAAUAUCUAUUAGUAGAUAACUAGGUAUAAUUUAUAAUGAAAAUCGUUAUAAGUUAGGGAUACAUUUGAAAGAGCGCGACUUAAAUUUCCUUAAAUUUAGUAAGCUAAGUUUAUUGUAGUUUUAAAACUCUACAUCUACCAUGCAAUUACACCACGUUAUUUUUGAAAAAUCAUUAUUUCGUUGCAAAGAAACAAUACAUUUCACUUAAAUAUAAACGUAUUUGCCGCUUAUCUUUAGUUAUCAAUCAAAUGAAAUAGAUAUUUACAUGUUACAUAUUUUAUAUA
Molecule: messenger RNA, 2946 nt
Organism: Achroia grisella
Lineage: Eukaryota; Metazoa; Arthropoda; Insecta; Lepidoptera; Pyralidae
Product: A disintegrin and metalloproteinase with thrombospondin motifs adt-2-like
Exons: 13
Coding region: 1-2397 (798 amino acids)
Biological process (GO): proteolysis
Molecular function (GO): metalloendopeptidase activity
Source: RefSeq, a predicted model, not a curated record